This is a messenger RNA of Lottia gigantea (owl limpet), 357 nucleotides long. RefSeq lists its product as hypothetical. Lineage: Eukaryota; Metazoa; Mollusca; Gastropoda; Lottiidae. The record is from RefSeq and is a predicted model, not a curated record. The annotation marks the transcript as partial. The transcript has a single exon.
CCUCGGUUUAUUGUCUCAUCCGCACGACAGCCUGUACCACAAGGGGCCUCGGUUUAUUGUAUCAUCUGCACGACAGCCUGUAGCACACGGGGCCUCGGUUUAUUGCCCCAUCCGCACGACAGCCUGCAGCACACGGGGCCUCGGUUUAUUGUCUCAUCCGCACGACAGCCUGUACCACACGGGGCCUCGGUUUAUUGCCUCAUCCGCACGACAGCCUGUACCACACGGGGCCUCGGUUUAUUGCCUCAUCCGCACGACAGCCUGUGCCACACGGGGUCUCGGUUUAUUGCCUCAUCCGCACGACAGCCUGUACCACACGGGGCCUCGGUUUAUUGUCUCAUCCGCACGACAGCCUGU